This is a messenger RNA of Dufourea novaeangliae, 776 nucleotides long. It is a transcript of the gene tsu, whose product is annotated as RNA-binding protein 8A. The transcript is spliced from 4 exons. The record is from RefSeq and is a predicted model, not a curated record. Gene Ontology annotation, cellular component: cytoplasm; exon-exon junction complex; nucleus. Lineage: Eukaryota; Metazoa; Arthropoda; Insecta; Hymenoptera; Halictidae. Gene Ontology annotation, molecular function: mRNA binding. Bases 164 to 664 code for a protein of 166 amino acids. Gene Ontology annotation, biological process: RNA splicing.
UCGAUUAUGUAUUUUCGCUAGCGCUCGUUUGUUUACAUCUGCGCUUCCAACGAUUGGAAAUUGGCCCCGAACGAGUCUCCCCGGUCUCCAACCUUAACAGACCUGUUUGAUUAGAACAGAUUAGAAGCUGCUAGAAGUAAGGGAAGUCCGUAGGAAAGUAAUUAUGGCAGAUGUUUUAGAUAUUGAUAAUGCGGAAGAAUUUGAAGUUGAUGAUGAAGGCGACCAGGGUAUUGCCCGUUUAAAAGAAAAAGCGAAAAGAAGAAAAGGUAGAGGACAUGGAGCGGAAUUAGUUUCCACUCGUGACGAUGUUGGUCAUUAUGAGUCGAUGAACAUCGUUGAGGAGGAUGAUGACGAGCCGGGUCCACAAAGAUCUGUAGAAGGCUGGAUUCUGUUUAUAAAUUCAGUACAUGAAGAAGCACAGGAAGAUGAUAUUCAAGACAAGUUUUCUGAAUUUGGUCAAAUAAAGAAUUUACAUUUAAAUUUGGACAGAAGAACAGGUUUUUUAAAGGGGUAUGCCUUGGUAGAGUAUGAAACAUUCAAAGAAGCUCAAGCAGCAAAGGAUGCAUUAAAUGGAACAGAAAUCUUAGGUCAACCUAUUUCUGUUGAUUGGUGUUUCGUAAAAGGACCAAAGAAGAUAAAGAAGAGAAGUCAUAGAAGGCGAUAAAAAUAAAAAUAAUUAUUAAAUAAAACGUUUAUUUUCAUUAUGUGACUAUUUAAAAUAGAUUUUUUGUAUUUCAUAGAAUUUGUAAAGAUUACAUGUUGGAAAUAAUAUACUG